GUAAUGUGAUUGUUUGUGCCGUGGGCUUCAUUCUCUAAAUAAAUAACAGUCAUGAACAAUCGGAGUUUAAGGCAAAAUGGAUAGAAGAAAUCGGGAAUCUAUGUAGGCCCCUAUUCGUUAUCUUCUUUUUGAAAAUGCCUAGGGGCUUCAAUUCGGACACUCUCUCUCCCUGUCGGCUGCUGGUGUGAUUUAUUAAUUUAUUUAUUGAACUAUGAGGAUGCCAUUCUUACAUGUAUUUUUCAGUUUUGUCAUAGCUUUGGUAUGGUAUGGUCUCGCCCUAAACCCGGGCACUCUUGCCGGUGAUCUCUUCGUGAAUUAUUUCCUUAUGGCCAUAACUGAAUACCCGGCUUACUGCAUUUGUUUCGUCAUCAAUAAAUUGGGAAGAAGAUGGCCACAUGCUAUUAGCAUGAUGGUCGCCGGAGUUGCUAUGAUCUCCACUAUAUUUGUCGAGCUCUAUGCUCAGAAAGGGAUACUGUCAACGGACGUUGCUCAAACCUCUCUCUUUAUGCUUGGCAAAACUGGAAUCACCACAGCCUUCGCCAUUUUCUUUAUGUGGAGUGGGGAAUUUUCCCCGACGCCCCUCAGAAAUUUCGUGGUAGGCAUGUGCAACGUGAGUGGUAGGGUGGGCGCCGUGUUUGCACCGCUGAUAGUGGAAGCAUUUGAAAAAAAUGCCCAACUUGGGAACACUAUACCAUGGAUAAUAUUUGGCGUGGUGGCGUUGCUUGCCGGAAUAAGCUCCCUUUUUCUGCCAGAGACUCGCAACAAGCAACUCCCAGAGACAUUGAUGGAUGCUAAUGAUGUUGGUGUGAAACCAACCAGCGGGUCCAGUUUACCAGAUCCAGCACACGGCAUAUCCCUCAUGACAGAACAGCCACCAGGAGAUCUCAAGGAUGAAAUCAUGCUACAAGAUAAGACAAACUCUAAAGUCAUCUAG
Molecule: messenger RNA, 934 nt
Organism: Lingula anatina
Lineage: Eukaryota; Metazoa; Brachiopoda; Lingulata; Lingulida; Lingulidae
Product: organic cation transporter protein
Biological process (GO): transmembrane transport
Cellular component (GO): membrane
Molecular function (GO): transmembrane transporter activity
Source: RefSeq, a predicted model, not a curated record